AUGGCCGAAAUUCUUCUUCGUCGCUCCAAGAACAGCGGGUUCCUAGACUCUAUCGUUACAUCAGAUGAGAAAUGGAUCUGCUUCGACAACGCAACGCGAAAAAGACGAAGGUUAGACGCCGGUGACACUCCAAACCCUACUCCGAAAGCGAAUAUACACGACAAAAAGGUGAUGCUCUGUGUCUGGUGGAACAGCAAAGGUUUGAUGUGCUUUGAGGUUUUUGAUUCGGGUCAAACAGCUACGAUGAACAUCUACAAAGAUCAAUUGAACCGCGUGGAUCAAACACUAUUCCGUCAAGGUUUCCAAACGACAUCAACCGCUCGUCCACAUGUCGCGAAAAAUACUUUGGAAAAAAUUAAGGAACUGGGCUGGGAGGUCCUGGCUAUCCGCCAUACAGCUCAGACCUGCCUCAGUCCGAUUGCCAUAUGUUCCGGUCGAUGCAGCACCCUCUGGCCUAGAGAAGGUUCACAACCCGCGAAGAAGUCAAACUCUGGGUGUCCAAUUAUUAUGCUUUGA
Molecule: messenger RNA, 516 nt
Organism: Haemonchus placei
Lineage: Eukaryota; Metazoa; Nematoda; Chromadorea; Rhabditida; Trichostrongylidae
Source: the annotation of a GenBank genome assembly